Messenger RNA from Pyrus x bretschneideri (Chinese white pear), 1247 nucleotides. Its product is annotated as soluble inorganic pyrophosphatase 6, chloroplastic-like. Gene Ontology annotation, cellular component: cytoplasm. Lineage: Eukaryota; Viridiplantae; Streptophyta; Magnoliopsida; Rosales; Rosaceae. The record is from RefSeq and is a predicted model, not a curated record. Gene Ontology annotation, molecular function: inorganic diphosphate phosphatase activity; magnesium ion binding. The transcript has 6 exons. Gene Ontology annotation, biological process: phosphate-containing compound metabolic process. The annotation marks the transcript as partial.
AUUGAUACAAUUUGGCUGAGCAGUAGCUCUUUAUUUUUCUUACAAUCUCGCACAGAAAGUAAAACCUCAAGCAGUGGCACACUAUCAUUCAUCUCUUUCACAGCGAGAGUGUUGACCAGCGCCAAUACUAUCUGCUUACUCUCCAAAACGAAUUCGUUCCCGGUGAAGCAGGGUCCCUACGGCACCAGCCUUUGCUUUACUAGAAGAAGAGUUGCGUCGUUGUCUUCCUCUUCCAGGAGGUCCUUCAAUUGCACAGCUACCUACAAUCCCCAAGUUCAGAUCAAGGAGGAAGGCCAGCCUGAAACCCUAGACUACCGGCUCUUCUUUGUCGACCGUUCCGGUCAAAAGGUUUUGCCUUGGCAUGAUAUACCUUUGCAAGUGGGUGAUGGUGUAUUCAACUUUGUGGUUGAAAUACCCAAAGAAUCAAGUGCAAAGAUGGAGGCUGCUACUGAUGAGCCACACACUCGGAUAAAGCAGGAUACAAAGAAGGGGAAACUUCGUUACUACCCGUACAAUAUAAAUUGGAACUACGGGUUGCUUCCCCAAACAUGGGAAGACCCAACCGUUGCUGACGCUGAAGUUGAAGGAGCCUUUGGGGAUAAUGAUCCAGUUGAUGUUGUUGAGAUAGGCGAUAGUCAGAGAAGGAUUGCCGAGAUUCGCAAAGUAAAGCCUUUGGCUGCUUUAGCUAUGAUAGAUGAAGGGGAACUUGACUGGAAAAUUAUUGCAAUUUCAUUGGAUGAUCCAAGGGCUUCUCUCGUUAAUGACAUUGAUGAUGUUGAGAAGCAUUUCCUGGGGACUCUCACUGCAAUAAGGGACUGGUUUAGAGACUACAAGAUACCAGAUGGAAAGCCUGCUAACAAGUUUGGUCUUGGCAACAAAACAACAAACAAGGAUUAUGCUCUUAAGGUCAUAGCCGAAACCAAUGAAUCAUGGGCUAAGCUUGUCAAGAGAUCGAUUCCAGCCGGAGAUCUGGCACUUGCAUAGAUGCAUUGGUAGAAUUAGAAUUCCGGGCGUUUAUUGUUUUGCACUCGCCAUGAUUCAUUAGGGGUUUUCCCUUUUAGCGAACCGGCGGUCCGACUGAGUAAUCCAAUAAGGAUGCGUUUGUUGCACCGGACUAUCUCAGACUGGAUUAGCUUCAAGGACCAAGCUAGACUGGCUUAGACUAGACUAAGUUGGACUGACUUAGUGAAACGUUUGGUGCAGUGUCAGACUAAAAAGAAGGAUAAUAACAAACUACAAUAUUAUUU